AAGAGGCAGAAAGUUGUGGAACCGUGCUGGUGAGGAGCGGCUCUCUCUCGGACACAGUCACAGUGUAAAGGGAGAUCCCAGAUGUGCAUAUGGAGGCAGAGGCUGUGAUUGACUGGCAGCAUGAAAGCGUGGAGCUGCAGAGAGAGGUGUGCCGCCUUCAGGAGGAGCUGGCUGAGACCCGGGCCCACAAGGACCAGCUGGAGUCCAGAGCCAAGGCUCUGGGCCAGAGGUUGCUCCAGAGCAUGCCACUGUGCCCCCUGGAGGAGGAACACAGGGACUGCAAGAGGAAGAUAAGGGAGUGUCGGGAGAGAGAAGCGCGCCAGGCUCUGCACAUCCACCGACUGCAGAACAAGGUGAUGGAGUACAGAGACAGAGUCCAACAUCUGGAGGUUCAGCUCCAGCAGGAGCAGGCUCAGCUGGUCAGCACAGAGCAGAGGCUCCAAGUUCAGCACAGUCACUCUCUGGAGAGUGCCCUCAUCAGGCUGGAAGAGGAACAACAAAGGUCCCAGGCUUUGGCCCACACAAAUGCACUUUUACAAGAGGAACUUGGCCAAUCAGAGCAGAGCAAUGCCACACUGAGGGAGGAUCUAAAGAAGCUGAUGGCUGAUUGGUCCAGAGCUGUGAAUGAGGCGGAGCACCGGGAGGCUGAUUGGCAGAUGGAGAGGGAGAGCAGUGCAGUGGUCAGAACUCACCACCAAGGCAUGCUGCUGUCUGUGUGGAGGACUGUGGUCCAUCUCAAGCGUCAGUGGUACUCACUCAGGACGGCCUCUGACAGGGACCUGUGGCAGCUGAGAGCAGACUUGUCUCGACUGUCCACAUCAGUGCUGUCCUCCUGUAACUCACUCAGACUCAACCAGAGGUCCUCACUACCUGCUACUGUAUCCUUGUCUACUGUUCAUGCCCCUCCCCUCUCCUCUCCUCCUCUUUUAUCUCCUGCCCCUGUCCUCCCUCCCCGCUUCUCUCCUUCUCUUGUUCUCGCUCCCCCCGUUUUGUCCCCCCCUCCCCUGUCCUCCACGAUGAUGGCAGACUCCUGUCCCCCUACCCAUCCUCCGUCCCCUGUCGUGGUGUCCUCUGUCUCAUUGGGGACAUUCCAUUUGGAUGAGCUGAGCCCUGUUGAAGACUCACAGAUCCAGGAGAAUGCUGAGCCAGAGAAGCUGAAGGAGGAGCUGAGUCUGCCGGACCACAGGCAGGAGUGUGACGGACUGAGAGUGGCCCAGUCCAACCUGCAGGCUGUGAGCGCUGCGCUGCUCAGCCUGGCCCGCCUCCUGAGCUGUCCAUUACCUGCUGUCUCCCAUGAGGGUAUCCUCACCCAGGACCUGUCCUCUCUACUAGGGGUCAUCAGUCAGACAGAGGGCGCCCUUCAGAGGAACCAGCACCAACUGCAGGCUCUUGAGCAGCAUGUCCAUGGACUGGAAGAGGAAAGGAGCGCUCUGCAGAUGGAGCUCACACAAGGGGAGCAGGAGAGGAGCAGUCUGCAAAUGGAGCUUACACGGGGGGAGCAGGAGAGGAGCACUCUACAGAUGAAGCUUACACAGGGUGACCAGAAGAGGAGCGCUCUGCAAACGGAGCUCAUACAGGGGGAGCAGAAGAAGAGCACUCUGGAAGCUUCUCUCAGACAUGUGCAGAAAGAGCUCCGUGAGGCCCUGGACCACCUCCACAGGGAGCAGGAGGGCAGCACAGCCCUGCGCUUGGAGGUCCAGGAGCUCCAGAGGGACAGAGACAGGCUGAGGACAGAGAGGGAGGAAGAGGAGAGGAGGAGACAGGCCUUGGAGGAGCAAGCUGAGCGGAGGGUGGAACAGGAGCUUCUACAGAAGGUCCAGCUGACUGAGAGGGAGAGGCAGCAGAGACAGGACAUCCACAGCCUGACGGCGGCACUGCAGCAGGAGCAACUGGACAGACAGAGGGCUAAAGAAGAGGCUGCAGAUGCGCGAGACGCUCUGACAAAGAGCAGGGAGGUGGAGCUGCGUCUGUCCUCCUCAGAGACACUUCUGAAGAGAUGGCUGGAUGAGAAACAGGAUGCGCUGGACAAAAUGUCCACCCUCAACUCCGCCUUGGCCACAGACAAGAGGGACCUCCACCUGCAGCUCAGCCAGGUGGAGUUGGAGCUGUCCAACAGCCAAUCAAAGCUGCAGGCUCAGAGUUCAGAGGUCAACGCUCUGCAGAGAGAGCUGAAGGCUGUGGAAGAGCAGCGUGAUGAGCUCAGGUGUGAGUGGAAGGCUGGAGUGGAGCUCUUGGCCCAGCUCCAAGCACAGCAGGCCGACCUGGAGCUAAGGCUGGAGCAGAGGGAGCAGAGGCUGGGAGCACAGAAGGAGGAGCAGAAGGAGCAGAACCUGGGAGAACAACAGGAAGAGCAAACAAGGAGCCAGGGAGAGCAGCAAGAGGAGCAAAGGAGUCCGCAACCACGACAGGAGCAGCAGCAGCAGGAGCCGACAUCCCAGAAUGCCAUACUCAGAAGGGAGUUGCAGGAGGCCCAGGAACUGCUCCGGCUGAGGGGGGAGGAACUGAGAAGCACCCAGUGCUCUCUUGAGGAGUACCUCCGAGAGACCAAGAGGAUCCAGGAGGAGCAGGACAGUGAGAGGAGGCAGAGCCAGCACCUCCAGCAGGAGUUGUUUGAGCUCAGGUCUCUGUGUGUGUCCUUGAGGCAGCAGCUGAGCCAGUCGCAGAAGGACAUGCUGGAGUCCCAGGUGGGGUCCUCCCAGCUCCAGACCCACCUCCAGAGCCUUCAGGAGACCAAGAGCACACUGCAGGGAGAGAUUGGGUGUUUGAAGGCAGAGUUGGAGAGGGCUGAUAAAAAACACAAGAACAGUGAACAGGCAAAGGAGGAAACCCUCAGGCAACAGGCUGACGACAGGAGACAGGAGACCCAAGUGUUUCAGAAGAGGCUGGAGGAGCUGAUCCUGGAGCUGGGCACCAGAGAUGGAGAGGUGGAGGUGCUGAGGAGCCACCUAGACGCUCUGGAGAUGGAGAAACAGGCCAUGGGCUCAGAACUUCAGGAGACCCAUCACCAUCUGAACCAAAGCAUGGAGGAGCUUAUCGAAGCACGGCAACGAAUUCAGACUUUAGAAAAGAAAUGUGCAGAAGAUGAGGAGGCACAACGGGUCAGGGAGGAGGACGAGGAGAGGAAGAUGUUCCAGAAAAUUAUCAGAAUCGAGCAAGAAGAAGAGGGGAGCGAGGAACAACAACAAAAACUUCUCCAGCAAAAAGUAAAUGAGGACAAAGUUUUAGAACUGCAGAGGUUACAGAGAGAGUGUGCUAAAAUGAAAGAGCAUUUAGAUGCUGCAUUUGAAAGGAUCAAAACAACUGAGCAGGACAGAGCUGAACGGGAAAAUGAACUUUGUGAAAAAAUAAGGAGUCUGGAGGCACUACAGCGAGAACGAGAGCAGGAGCUGGACCAACUUCUGGAUCGGAUGGAAACACUUGAGAAGCAAAACCAGGAAAAGGCAGAAGAAAUUAAGAAGUUAUUCAAAGAACGCGACCACCUGGAGCACAGGGUCACAGCAACAUCUAACCUGCUCCAGAAGGUACGAGAAGAACACAGCAAGGAGCGAGAAGCAGCCAGGACUUCUCAAGUUGAGGAGGAAAGACGUCAAAAGGAGAAGAGAGAAGAGGAGCUAAAAAGUAAUCAAGACCAGCUUAAGCGACUAUUGGCGCAAGUCAAGAGUUUAGAAGAACUGAACAAGCAGCGAGAUCAUGAUCUGAUAAAUAAGAGGCAAGAGCAAAUGAAGGCUGCAGAAGAACUGCGACAAAAGGAAUCAGAACUGGAAUCAGCCAGACACCAAAAUGAGAUGUUAGAAGAGGACAAAUGGAAGGAAUAUAAGGCCGCACAGGAGAUGAGGGCGAAGCUACAAGAACGGAUACGAAAUGAGCAGGAGCUGGUGGAGAAACUAGAAGAAGUCAACCUGAAAAUGGAAAGAUUACAGAGUGAACACUAUGGCAUGGAGGAGAAGAUGGAAAGGAUGAUGAAGGAACGAGAGGAAGAGUCAGACAAGAAGGUUCAGAGGAUAGAAGAGGAGCAAGCACAGAGGGAGAGAGAGCUAGAGAUGCUAAGGGUGGAGAUGUGUGUCACGGAGGAACAGAAGGAACAGGUGGAGAAGGAGGUGAAGCGUCUGGAGAACAUCCUGGAAUGCCAAAUGAGUGCCAUCCGGAAGCACGAGGAGGAGGCGGAGCAGCACAGGGUGGAGUCAGCCAGGUGGGCAGAGCUACUGCAGAGGGAGGAGCUGCAGAGGCGAGAUCUUGAGGCAUCCAUCACAAAGAUGGAGGAGAAAGAGAAGUGCUUGCAGAUACGCCUGAGGGACGUGGAGAGGAAGAGUGAUGAUGUGAGCGCAGAUUUAGCCAAGCGCUCUCAGCAGCUCCAGAAGAGCAAAUCAGAGCUGAAGACUGCCUUGGACCAACAACACCACAUGUCUCAAAAACUGAAGGAACUUGAGGAACUGUGCUCAAGGCUGAAGGAGGAGACCAAGGACUCAGUGGAGCACAUGGAGCGAAGGGCAGAGGAGAACGUUCUCCGAUCCAAAGUGAGAGACCUAAGCCAGGAACAGUGGGAGGAGCAGCAGAGACAACACCAGCUGAGACAGGCAGACCAGGAGAGGAAGUGCAAGAGACUGGAGGAGCAGAGGAACAAGCAGAGGAACCUGGAGGAACGUCUGAAGGAGAGCGAGGCGGGAGAGGAGCGGAUGGAACGGGAUAGGAUGAGUUCUCAGCUGAGGGAGGUCAGAGAGCAGAUGGAGAAGGAGAGGGAUAGACAAAGGACACUUGAGGAGGAAUCCCAAGAUCUAAAAAGGAAGCUGGAGGAAACACAGCAGCACAUAAGCACUCUGAAAGAGGAACUGGGCCAGGAAGUACAGCGAAGAGAGGGGGCGGAGCAGGAAGUGAAACAACUGAAACUCAAACUUGAGUCUCAGGAGUCUGAGCUACAGCAGAUGAAGUGGGUGAAGAAGGGACUGCACUCCGGCCUAGAGGAGCUCUCUGAGCUCAAAGAGCUCCUGCAGGAGAGCCAUGAUGAAGAGGCACGCCUCAAGAGCGCCCUCAGCCAGCGAAGUGAGGAACUGCAGAGACCCAUGUCCCAGAGACAUCCAGAGGAAUGGGGACAGGACCAGAGGGACAGGGGACAGGAGGAGCAGGACAGGGAACAGGAGCUGUGGAAAAGUGAACAAGAGGGGCUGAGGGCCCAGCUCCACAUCCUGAUGAUCCAGAGGACAGACCUCCUGGAGCAGAUGGAAGAGCUGAGAGAGUCCCGGGACCAGGAGGUGGUGCUGCAGAGGGCCCGACUGGAGCAGAUGGAGGCAGAGCUGGAGACACUCAGGGGCCUGCAGGAAGGCUCUCAGGGACAGCUUGAGACGGGCUCAGCGGAGAGACUGCUCACCUUGCAGCGGGUAGUGGCUGAACUGGAGCUGGAGCAGAAACGCCUAGUCCAGAAGAUCGGCCGUCUGCAGAAAGACAACCAGAGACUUAGGGAGGAGAGGAGCGCGCUGAGAGAGGCCUUGGGACAGGUGGAGCUGCGGUGGUCCAGGACACACAUCUCAGGCCAGACACCCCAGAGCCAGCAGGGACUCCCCACAGAGGAGGAGCGGCUCAGGGGCCGGGUCAGGAGUCUGGAGGAACAGAAGGCCCACUUCAUCGAAGCCUUGUCCAGGAACAACCAGCAGCUGCAGUCCUUACAUGGAGACCUUAGCACAUCUCUGACUGUAGUGUCCCGCCGGACCACGCCCACUGUCCUCCACUUGGAGACACAGCGAUUGGACCAGAGCCUCAGGGAUGAGGAGCGUCUCAUGUCCCUCAGCCAGUUGUGAAGCGUCAAACCAAAGAGGCUCAAAGCCAGGGGCA
Periophthalmus magnuspinnatus is the source of this 5823-nucleotide messenger RNA. RefSeq names its product trichohyalin-like. Bases 90 to 5789 code for a protein of 1899 amino acids. The record is from RefSeq and is a predicted model, not a curated record. The transcript has 27 exons. NCBI's taxonomy places the organism in Eukaryota, Metazoa, Chordata, Actinopteri, Gobiiformes, Gobiidae.